Messenger RNA from Phascolarctos cinereus (koala), 521 nucleotides. It is a transcript of the gene DPPA5, whose product is annotated as developmental pluripotency associated 5. NCBI's taxonomy places the organism in Eukaryota, Metazoa, Chordata, Mammalia, Diprotodontia, Phascolarctidae. The record is from RefSeq and is a predicted model, not a curated record. Gene Ontology annotation, molecular function: RNA binding.
CCUGUGCCUUUGAAAUUGGACUUGAGCUCUUUGAAGCCCAGUCUUCCCUCCGCUCUUGGCUUGCUUCACCUGCGUCCCGAGGCCACCAUGAGUAACCAGCUUGUUCGAGAAGACUAUAACCAGUCCCGUCCUCGGAGACCGAGACCCAAGCCCCAAGAAAAGGGCCCUCUGCGGUUCUUAGUCGAGGCUCGGCUCGUGGGGGCCCUCAUAGGGAUGAAAGGAUCGAGGAUUCGAGCAAUGGAGACCCUUUCCGGCGCUCAGAUUAAAAUAGAUCUGUUCAACCAAGAGGAAGAUGGUGAAAAGCCCGAAAAAGCAGAGGUGCAAGUUUUCGGAAGCAACCACUGUAGAAUUAGAGCAAAAGAACUGGUUGAAUGUAUCAUCAGAUGGUAUCCACCCGCCUCCCCUGACGCUGCAGAUGAAGCACAGAAGGCUGUUGCCCAGAUGUCCAUUCAGGAAAAUAAGUAAUAUGCAGCCCAGCUGGUUUUUGUUAAUUUUAUACAAAUAAAUUAUGUUUGUUUUUU